GAGGAGGGGCCGCCGCCGCCGCAUCAAAGAGACCGAAUUCCCGCGGCCUGGGGGGGAGUCAUGCUUCGCGGUCUGUAAUGUCAGCGGAACAGGAGAAGGAUCCCAUUUCGCUGAAGAGAGUUCGAGGUGGUGAUAGUGGACUGGAUGGGUUAGGAGGACCAGGUGUACAACUAGGAAGCCCAGAUAAGAAAAAAAGGAAGACAAAUACACAGGGGCCUUCUUUUCCUCCAUUGUCUGAGUAUGCUCCGCCACCGAAUCCAAACUCUGACCAUCUAGUGGCUGCUAAUCCAUUUGAUGACAACUAUAAUACUAUUUCCUAUAAACCACUACCUUCAUCAAAUCCAUAUCUUGGCCCUGGGUAUCCUGGUUUUGGAGGCUACAGCACAUUCAGAAUGCCACCUCACGUUCCUCCAAGAAUGUCUUCCCCAUACUGUGCUCCUUACUCGCUCAGGAAUCAACCACACCCAUUUCCUCAGAAUCCUCUGGGCCUGGGUUUUAAUCGACCUCACGCUUUUAACUUUGGGCCACAUGAUAAUUCAAAUUUUGGAAAUCCAUCUUAUAAUAAUGCACUAAGUCAGAAUGUUAAUAUGCCAAAUCAGCAUUUUAGACAAAAUCCUGCUGAAAACUUCAACCAGAUUCCUCCACAGAAUGCUGGCCAAGUAUCUAAUCCUGACUUGGCAUCUAACUUUAUCCCUGGAAAUAAUUCAAAUUUUGCUUCUCCAUUAGAAUCUAAUCAUUCUUUUAUUCCUCCCCCAAAUACUUUUGGUCAAGCAAAAGCGCCACCCCCAAAACAAGAUUUUAAUCAAGGAUCAACCAAAAGCACUAAUCAAAAUUCCUCUGCUCAACCACCUCACUUAAAUAUGGAUGACACGGUGAAUCAGAGUAAUAUUGAAUUAAAAAAUGUUAAUCGAAACAGUGCAGUAAAUCAAGAGAAUAGCCGUUCAAGUAGCGCUGAAGCUACAAACAACAGCCAUGCGAAUGGGACACAGAAUAAGCCACGACAACCUAGAGGUGCAACAGACACAUGCACCACUGAAAAAAGCAAUAAAUCCUCUCUUCACCCAAGCCGUCGUGGUCAUUCUUCUUCCGACCCAGUGUAUCCUUGUGGAAUUUGUACGAAUGAAGUGAAUGAUGAUCAGGAUGCCAUCUUAUGUGAAGCCUCCUGUCAGAAAUGGUUUCAUCGGAUCUGCACUGGAAUGACUGAAACAGCUUAUGGCCUGCUAACUGCAGAAGCAUCAGCAGUGUGGGGCUGUGAUACCUGCAUGGCUGAUAAAGAUGUCCAGUUAAUGCGCACUAGAGAAACGUUUGGCCCACCUGCAGUGGGCAGUGAUGCUUAAUCACAGGCAUUAACUAAAGUGGGGGUUUUUCCCUGUGUGUUACAGAGGUUCAUUGACACAGGAUUUUAAUGUUUUACAAUAUUUUUUUUAAAUGCACAUGCAAAAAAGAUGAUUUACCUUUUAGUUUUUAUUAAUAUUCCACUUCAUUACUAGUGCAAAUUUUGUAUUAUCUAAGUUUGCUAUCUAGGAUAAUAUAUAUGGGGGUGCUUUAGAAAGUAUUUUACAAAUAAAUGUUAGUUGUUGUUAAUCAUAAAAGCCUCUUGAAGCUUCAAAAUAAUAUGUAGCAAAUGUAGGCAAGUUUUGACUUAAAAGUUAGAACCAGUGAAAAGUGAACAUUUCAGUGCUGAACUUUGGCGAUAUCACAUUAAACAUUUAGUUCAAAAGUAUUUUUGAGGAUCCAUUUAAUGUGGUGUUUUAAAAAUAUAUUUUUAUUUAUUUCAGAGAGGGAGAAAGAUAGAAACAUCAAUGAUGAGAAAGAAUCAUUGAUCAGCUGCUUUCUGCAUGCCCCCUGCUAGGGAACGAGCCCACAACCUGGGCAUGUGCCCUGGUCAGGAAUCGAACUAGUUCAUAGGUCGAUGCUCAACCACUGAGCCACACCAGCCGGGCAUCCAUGUAAUGUGUUUUCAGAAAAAAUAAUAUGUGUAGCUAUAUUAUGGAAGAGCAUACAUUUAAUGGAUGUUUUUAAAAAUAAUAGCAUAUGACACCUGAUUCCUCCCUAACUAGAGUUCUUGAAACUAGUGACUUUCAUGUUUCAAGUCAGUCUCUUCAGGAUAUGUUUGUACAGAUAUGAGACAUAUGUUAGCAUAUAGAAGAUGCUCAGUAAGUAUUUGUGGAUUAACUUGUAGAUUGUACCACAUGAAACUGCUAUUAUUCGAUCACUUGAAAAUUGACUUCAGUUACUAGAGUUGAUAUAAUGUUUGUUUUUAGUUGUGGCAUUUAGAAUUGUAACAGUAUUAUGCUUUCCUCUCUUCCAUUUUUUUUAAUUACUGGUUGUUACUGUUUUCCAGAGAAAUAAAUAAUAUGGUAUCCUCAGGAGAAUUGUGAAUACUUUUUAACACAUGAUUUCAAACUGAGACAUAUUGCAAAUAAAAGUGGUAGAAACAUAAAUUUGGCAUUAGAGCACUCUGCUGGCGGAAGACAUAUUCAUUGCUUAUUUGAAAAAUCUUGUUCUGGGGAUCUGAAUUCAAAAUGGUGCCUCAAGGGAGAUCAAAAUCCAUUUUAAGCAAAGAUCAAUUAAGAGCCACGGUGAAAGCUAAUUUACAAACAACAAUUCAAGUCCUUGCAAGAGACAGUUUUUGCUAUGACUUGGGAAAGUGUAAAAUGGACCUGAGAGUAUCCUCUUGAAAGAUGAUACAGAAUGGAGAUAGUUGGAGGUCUACUCAUUAAGAUUCAGCAGAAACCCAGUUUUGGAGUGGAACAUAACCUGUGACCAGAAAAAGAAAAAAAGGAUACUGUGACAAUUGAUAGUAAUUUAUACAAUGGUUGGUUGUUGGUGAAGCUCCAAACUUGCGUCAUCACCAAAAAAAUUCUGAAGACCAUAUGGUGACGUGAAAGGAAUACUGAAUUACUACUAUUUAAACCCUGGUGAAAUGACAGCAGCAGCAUAUUGCCAAGAAAUUAAUUUUAGGCCUGAAAAAUCUGAUUUUAAAAUGAUCCUGUGGUUAAUAAACAUGAACCCACACUUUUAUGUGACAGCACUUGACCUCAUGUGUCAAAAGCUACUAAAGCAAAGUUAGCUGAAUUGGGCUAUUCUAUCACAUCCAUCUUAGUCACCAGGCCUUUAUACAAUGAAUUACCAUCUUUUUCAUCAUUUGGAGCUUUUUUAAAGAAAUAACAUAUUUUCCAAUUGAGAAGAAGUAACUGGAGAAUUUGGACAUUUUAAACAGCCUAACAAAUGGUGACUUUUAUAAAAAUGAAAUGUUUAAUAUCCUAUUAGAAGAAAAUUAUUAAUUCUCAUGGUGCAUAUUUUGAUUGAAUAAAAUUUAUUUUUAUAUACAGUAUUUAAAUUUUGACCUAUAAAAACAGCAGUUUCAUAUGGUACAAGGUAAUGUAAGUUUUUCUCCAUUUACCUGUGACUAGUUAGAAGUGAAUACAAAAUAUUUUCAGUAGUUGUAAAAUAACAUAUCUUUACAGUUUUAGGAAAUGAAAUAGACUCUAAUAAUAGGUACUACUUUGUGUGAAAACUUUACCAGUUGAAGCAGUCAAGUUGAAAUGCAGUAUUUUUGGCUGACUCUGAGAUUUGAUGUGUUCAGUAGCAUACUUGAAGAUCCCAGUGUGCUUACACUGUAGCUUUUGUUAGAGAUAGAAAUUUUUCUAAAUAUUUAAGGACUUAAUUAUGUUGUUCUUGAAAUCCUAGUGAGUGCUGAUUUUAAGACAUGAUGCACUGCAUGCUAUAUGCUCAGUACUAGCAUCAGGUCAUGAUUUUCUUUAUGACUGAAUGCAGUUAGAUAGAUAUUUAUAGAACCUUCCAAUGUUUGCAGGAAUUAACACUUACAUGGUAGUACUUGAGUUGUGCUCAUUGCUAAAACUGAUUAUGCAGUCUUAACCCUCUGUUGCUUACAGUUUCAAUAGUUAGUUGUUUUGUAAAAAUGAAACCACCUCUCCCUAGUUAGCCAAAAGGUACUUGAUUUGUAAUGCAAUUAUUUCAUUAUCCAUUUCUAAGUAGUUGUCUUUAAAAUCUUACAAGUGGAUUUUUCUUCAGGUAUUUAGGUCUCCAGAGUACCUUAUUUAAAUAAGGAUCUUUAAUUAUUAAAAAGAAAAACCAGUGGUUGAUUCUGACAGUGAAUCAUAGGCAAACUAUAAUCAUAGCUGAUGAAUGUUUUCAUGUAUUUGCAUUAAUUUUCUUACGAGUUCUACCUUUGUCUCUGCACAAUACUAAGUCAAAAAUUAUCUAGAUACUUUUUGGUAGGAAAAGUGAUGAGCUAUAAGAAUGGCCAGAUAGUAAUUUGUCCAAUUUGACCCAAAGAAGGCUGUUACACAACUUGGUGUGGCUUUUUUAGGACAAGCGAUGAGCUGCCCUAAACAUUUAAAAAUAUUCAGUGACGGAAAGAAAUGUACAUAGGUGAAAUAUUCUUCCUGUAGCAUUGCACAGUUUUGUUGUAAUUAUUUUCCUUCACUUACAGGCCUCAUUACCAUUACACAGGCGCACAUGCACACGCACAUGCGAGCACAUGCGGGCAGGAAAUCUUGGAGGUUCUCCUACAUUCUCGUUUGCCAAAGUUCAACCUGGCUAACCAGCAACAGUUAGGCUCUCCCCCCAAGGCUAGGUUACUGAUAGAAAGUUCUAAAGCAUCAUCAGUUCCUUUCUGAUAAUUUGCUUUGUUAAUUUCACUAGCCUUCCUGUGCACUUGCUUCUAGAUGCUACUGGACUAAUACUGAAACAGCUUAGCUUAUAAAAGAAAAAUAAUUCUUCAGAUAGAGUGCUUAGAAUUUAGAUUUGUGAUCAGUGCUUUCCUUUUGUGUGAAAUAUUUUAGAGUAUUGCUAUUAUGAUUCUUGUUAUCCAAAUUAGGAGUUUAUAUGCAUAUAACUGAAGAUUUUCUUGUAAUAGUGCUUAUUCAUAAAUUAACAGAAUAUAAAGAAAUCCAAUUUGGGUGUGUGUUGGGAUUUUAUUUGUUUUGUUUUAUUUUUUAGACUCUGACUAGUGAUAGGAGAAAAAACUCAGUAGUAUGGGUCAUCAUUAAAUCUGCCAGCUUUAGUCAUCCAAAUAAGUAUUAGGAGUCUUUAUCCAAUAUUCUUUCCAACUUGUUCAUCUUAAACAAAUUAAGAGUGCUAGUACUUAUUGUCCAAUGUACUAUAGUGAUUGUAUUUAGUUGUAAAAAAAAUAUAUAAACAAUGAAAAGGGAGCUCUAAUUAGUUUUUGGGUUUUUUGCAGUGCAUAGCGGUCUCAGAUGCAUGAACAUUUAGGCUAUUUUAGAUUUUUUUAAUUAAAAAUUUUAAAAGUAUUGAGGUUCCCAAAGUUUAUUUGAAAAUAGUGGUUUAGAACUCUCUAUAAGAUAAUUAGAUUCUUAGGGAAGCUCGUAAAGGCUUAUUAAAGCAUGAUGUAGUUAACCAGUAGUACCAUGCUGCGCACUCAGCUUCUUUAGGGAACCAAUCGGUAUAGGUGGGAAAAAGAAGCAGAGGUCUUUCCUUUUUCCUGAUGUGAUUCAGGAAGGUUAAGUUCUUUGAUGUGUUUCCCAGCUGUCCUCUUACUAUCCUACACUCUCUGGUGGGAUGCGAUAGAAGCCACCUUGCCUUUUCCCUUCCUGGAUGCUCUGUGCUUCAGAAUUUCGUAUCUUUCCUCCAAUCAGAAUUCCCAUUUCUUUGUGUGGCUGUGCUUGACUAGAUUUUAAGGAAAAGGUGUUCUCCCAGGAUGUGUGAAUGAAGAUCAUGAAGAAAGUGGAAUUAAAUUUCUUUUUUUUUUUAAGGGUGUUUAUUUGGAAUAAAUCUUUACCUAAUAUCAAAGGUUUCAAACAAAAUGAUCACAUUUCAGGCACCAUAGAAAGCAGUAUUUUUGUCGAAUUGGUGAUACUUUCUUGAGAAUAUUUCCCAAUUUCCUUUAGAUUGUUGGGAUUUAAAAAGUUUCCUUUCUUCUACUUCUCUGAACUCAGAGGUUUUCUUCCCAUUUGUAAAUAUUAGAAUAUCACCUUUUUCUGUAUUCCAUUUAACCAACAGAGCAGUAUGGAAGUCACACCUGCAUUUUUCUGACUCUUGGUACAGUGAUGGGAGUUUAGAGGCACCCUUUGAGUAAAGAGGCUAGGGAUAGCAUUAACAUCUCCCAAGACAAGUCGUCUUAAGGGAAAUGAAGGGAAGAAAGUGGCUAUCUAUAUGCCAGACAUUAAUACAUCAAAAACUGCCUGUAUUUCAUUGAAAAUUUUUCAUCAAUCCCAAUGGAUAAAUUUCAUCUUUGUCAUAGUUUGUCAAAUUACUUGCAAUUAUAUUAAAAUGUAUUCUACAUACCUGUACUUUCUUGUUCUGUAGAUGAUGUAGAUGAUGUUGCCUGUUAGUUAAAAUAUCUUAUAAAAGAAAGUCCUGCUUCUUAUCAUGAUGUAUGUGACUUAAAUGACUGUUUCAUAUUAAAACUAUUUCUUCCUUAUGUACUGUUUACAUAUACCUCUUUUUGGGAUAUUAGUUCAGUACUUUUAUACAAAUCUGAGUGUGUUCCACAUUGGUGACAUGUAUUUUUACAGUAAUUUUUUGUUUUGUUCAUAGAGCAUGUCUAAAGUAACACAUGCACUAGUGCUGUGGUCUGUUGCAAAAUUACUGUAAUUCAAAUUGGAAAAUAAAAUGUUUCCAGACUUUGUCCAACAUUUAUUCCUAUGGCAAAGGAAAUUACUAUGUAAUACUAUUUCUUAUGCUGUUAUGUUUAAGCUACUCUAUGAAGUAUGUGAAACAUCAAUAUUUAUGGAAUAGAUGGCCUGAUAUCUUUGAAAUAGGAGAGAGAGAUAAAAUUUGAUAUUAGCAACUCAUAACACUCAUAAUACAAUAAAUACUUCUUAAAAUUUUUAUCUUACUUUUACAGUUAUAACUUAUUAAAGGGUUGACAGUGCAUAUUAGGAUAUUUUCACCCCAUACCAUUAAAAUUAUAUACUAGUCUGUGAACUGAAUCUGAUAUCUUUCAACCAAAAGAUAUAUCAUUCACUCCACCAUAACCAACAUACUAACCUAAUACUAAUCUUCAUUUAUUAAGAAACUGUAGGCAUACCUCAGAGAGAUUGCAAAUCCCAUUCCAGACCAUACAAUAAAGUGAAUGUCACACUGAAGUGACUCAGGCAAAUUUUUUUGUUUCCCAGUACGUAUAAAAGUUAUGUUGACACUAUACUGUAGUCUACUGAGUGUGCAAUAACGUCUAAAAAAUAAUGUACAUCAAUUAAAAAUGCUUUAUUGUUUGAAAAAUGCUAUCGUCUGAGCCUAUUGGGAAAAUGGGGCCAAUAGACUGGCUCAACACUGAGUUGCCACAAACCUUCAAUUUGUAAAAAUAUGCGGUAUCUAUAAGGCAAUAAAACAAAGCACAAUAAAAGGAGGUAUGCCUGUGUUACCAUGAAACUCCUCUAAUUUACUUAGAAUUUGUAUCCAUUGAUACAAGGACUUUUGAUUGGUGUUUACUUUGGACUAUCUAAUGAAAAGAUUUGUUAGUAGGAGUCAAAAUUUUAAAGAAAAAUGUUUAAUUUUGAAAAAUGUUUAAGCUUUUUAGGUGUAUUUCUUUAUCAAUAUUAGUUUACAAGUACUUUUGUCAUGCAAACAAGUACCCAAACGAAUUACGGUAGGUAAUCCUUGGCCAAUGCAAAUACGUAUAUUUGAAAUUAUAUGCUUGAAAGAAAAAGAAUGCUUGUGAGUGCUUAAACUGCAUAUCUUUAAAAUAUUCAGAUUUUAAAACUUUUAUCCAUUCAAACUAUCCUGAAUUAAUAAGUUUUUACUAUGUCAGUGAUGUAUAUAGCAAGAUAAAUGUCUACCUAUGCUAUGUUAUGAUAUCUCUAUACAUCAUUUUUUUGGCAUGAUUGUUGUGGUAUAUUUUGUACAUUUUAUUGUCAAGUAUUGCUAAUAUUGACAUAGCAAUAAAUCUGAUUCAGUUCUUAGUAUUUUUUUAAAUGCCAGAUGCCAUACUGUAUAAUUCCAUUAUAUUUUACUUGAAUACCCAGUGCUUUCAUGGGUCUAUUUUUUGUGUUAAAAGUUUAGCAUUGCAUGUUAGGAAUUUUUUUUCUGGUGUUUUCACAUGGGUCUGUUUAUAUUUAAAACAUAGGUUUAAAGAAGUAUUAGUAUUAAGUGAUUCAUGAAUUGCUUUGUGGAAAAAUUCAAACUAUGAAGCGACUAGGUUAUUCCCAUAUUGUUUAUUUUCUUUAUGAGGUUAAUGUAUAGGCUACAGUUUUCGGAUAAAUAAAAUUGGCUUGGUAACUGAUAGAAUAUAGCAGUUAAUGGAUAGUUUGAAUGUCUAAGGGCUUCCAAGUAUUAAACCAAAUAAUUCUCAAAUCUCAAUUACUUUUUAAUAAUUACUAUAAAUAGUGGUAAGCCAACUCGUCCUUUUUGUUUUAAAGAUACUUAACCCUUACAAUUUCCUCCUUCUGAUCUCUUUUUCUUCUUAAACACCAUGCAAGAAUUCUACAUUGUAGGGUUUUUGUGUGUGUGUAUUUUAUUGUUUAAAGUAUUACAUGUGGUUCCUUUUUUCCCCCAUCAACCCCUCCCUGACCACUCCCACCCCCCAGGACAAUCCCCCACUGCCCCAGUGUCCCUGUCCAUUGGUUAUGCUUAUAUGCAUGCAUACAAGUCCUUUGGUUGAUCUCUUACUCCCCCCCCCCCCCCACUCCUCCCUCCACUGCCUUCCCUCUGAGGUCUGUUCUGUUUGGUGUUUCUCUGUCUCUGGCUCUAUUUUUGUUCAUCUGUUUAUGUUUACAUUGUAGUUUUUUAUUCUGUAGAUUAGUAAGGUAAGUAGAGGUUUUACUCUCAAAACAGCUCACGUUAUUGUUGGUCAUUCUUUUCAGGGAUCAUGCUAAAUGUCAUUUGUGCAUUGUAUAAAGAAUAUUAUUUAUCCAGUACUUAGACCUAUUAGUAGAAAUUAUGUAUGGCAGGCUUUCUUGAACAAUAUGUAUUGUAAGUUUGUUUCCUACAGUGUUAUGCUUCAGAUUCUUUUAAAUAAAGCUAGUUUUUAAAGAAAA
Molecule: messenger RNA, 8963 nt
Organism: Myotis daubentonii (Daubenton's bat)
Lineage: Eukaryota; Metazoa; Chordata; Mammalia; Chiroptera; Vespertilionidae
Gene: PYGO1
Product: pygopus family PHD finger 1
Biological process (GO): spermatid nucleus differentiation; kidney development
Source: RefSeq, a predicted model, not a curated record